Anguilla anguilla (European eel) is the source of this 1514-nucleotide messenger RNA. RefSeq names its product proteinase-activated receptor 3-like. Gene Ontology annotation, molecular function: G protein-coupled receptor activity. Lineage: Eukaryota; Metazoa; Chordata; Actinopteri; Anguilliformes; Anguillidae. The transcript is spliced from 3 exons. Gene Ontology annotation, cellular component: membrane. The coding region runs from base 244 to 1149 and encodes 301 amino acids. The record is from RefSeq and is a predicted model, not a curated record. Gene Ontology annotation, biological process: phospholipase C-activating G protein-coupled receptor signaling pathway; positive regulation of Rho protein signal transduction.
GGCGACACCCGCACGGCGAAAUGCGGGGCUUUUGUGGACGCAAUCUUCUCACUUCAUCCUGUCUCAGAAAUGACGUCUCUGCUUCACUUCACACAGUCCAAACAGGGGUUCAUGCAGGACUUAACUGGAGACAGCAGGGAUCACAGCAGCACUGAGAUAAUUAAGGACAAAUUGCACCACCAGCCCUGAAACCCCCAAACCUGCAUCCCGUUGGAACCCACAUCUUGCGCCUGUUAAACACCCAUGGAGAUCUUCUACUUCAACUCCUCCAGCGUCUACAUCCAUAAGCUGUCAAACAGCAGUGGUGGAGGUGGUGGCAUUACCCCGUACGAGCAGUGUAAGGACAUGCCCGCCGCCCUGAUAUUUUAUCUCACCUUGCAGUCCAUCAACCUGUUCCUGGGGAUCCCUGCUAACCUGAUGGUGCUGUGGCUUCUGCACAAGAACAAGAGGGACUCCUCCACCUCUGACAUUUUCAUCCUCCACCUGGCCAUACUGGAUACCGUCUUCUGUCUCCUCCCACCCCUGGAACUGGUCAACCAAGUUUUCCUCACCAUCACCAGCGCCUGGCAUGUGCUGCUCUUCUUCUAUGGGGUGAAAGACUCUUCGCUGCUCUUCCUCUCCUGCAUCUGCAUGGAUCGCUACAUGGCCGUCCUGCACCCAAUCACUUUCACCGAGCUGAAGGACCGAAACCACCGUGUGGUGUGCGCUAGUGCACUGUGGCUGUUCACCCUGACCUACGCGGCGGCAAAGGGUGUGAACAGCAUCCCACACUUCGAGAAGCUCUUCAUCGCCAUGAUCCUCGCAGCUUUUGCCUUCAUGCUCUUCUGCAACGCGGCCAUCCUGAACGCGCUCCGCAAGUCGGGCCCUGGCCGCGACGAGAUGCAUCCAGUCAAGAAGAGGGCCUUCAAGAUGGUGCUCAUCAUCCUGGCCAUCAUCGUCUGCAACUACUUCCCACCUGUAGUGGUCUUCCCAUUUAAGGAGCAUUUCUCCCAAGAUGUGUUCCACUGUUACAUCAAAUUUGUAGCUUUUGGUUGCAUGGACAUCAGCAGCAGCAUUCAACCCCUUCUCUACCUCUCCCGGGAGAUUCCCAGUUUCCAAUGCUGUUGCCGUAAGGAUCAAGACUCAGGAAAGUCCACAGGUCCAUGCUGAACUUUGUGAUGAUCCAGUGUGCAUAUUUGCAGUCAUAUUUAGUUUUGUAGGAUUUUUCAUUUUCCAGUUAUAGAAUUGAUGCAGUUAUUUCUAAAAAAGCGCUACCUAAUUUUACAUAAAUGACAUAAGUGCAUCAUGUACUCAGUCUAAAUAAAGGGACACUGACUCAAAGAGGCAACACAAAUGAACUAUAUCCGACUUGAUUUUGACAUCGUUUUUUUUUUAAAUUUUAUUAAGCAUUUGUCUGAAUAUAUUUUUUAAUAUAUAUAUAUUAAGUGACAAUUGUGCAUUAUAUGUAAAUGUCCAUACAAAUAGUCGUUUUGUCUACUACAGCCAUCCUAUAUACACUGCAAUUUUUAGAUAUG